AAACAAUCAAAGUCCUAAGCUAAUAACAGACCAUGAUACGCGAUGACUAAGAACAUAAAGGAGUCACUGACUCACCCAAGGCCACUGAAAAAGAGGAACUUUUAAAACGGCCAGUAAUUAAAUAUAAUAUAUAUAAGACCCUCUCGCUCAGAGAGAGAGUCCGGCUCCUCUCGGUGCUGUAUCGGAAGCGGUGGGGGGUUUCUCGUCCCUUUCUGUAGAAUCAAUCUAAAUGUUGGUGAAGCACUGCGUCAUCUCCGCCUUAACACGAUCGACUUCUCAUUCACCUUCUUCUUCGUCUUCUACUGUGCUCAGAAGGCAACAGUUCUUGGUACGAACGCUUUGUGCCUCAAGAACCCAUCUCCCAAAGCUCAUCAAAGCAAUGAGUUCGACUUCGGAGGCCGACGCCGAGAGUGUUCUAAGAACUGUCACGCCAUCGCUCGACCCCGAACGACACAAAGGCCAAGCUGGGAAGAUAGCUGUGAUUGGAGGAUGUCGUGAAUACACUGGAGCUCCUUACUUCGCCGCCAUCUCAGCUCUCAAAAUCGGUGCUGCUUUGUCUCAUGUGUUCUGUACCAAAGACGCAGCUCCUGUUAUUAAGAGCUAUAGUCCUGAGCUUAUUGUUCACCCUGUUCUUGAGGAAUCUUACACCAUCAGUGAGGAAGAGAAAAGAAAAGUUCAGGAUGAAGUGAUAGGAGAAGUGGAUAAAUGGAUGGAAAGAUUCGAUUGCCUUGUGAUUGGUCCUGGUUUGGGAAGAGAUCCAUUCCUCCUGGUACAAGAUUUCUCUCAUCACAUUUACGUAAUUUGAUUCUUCAAUGCUCUGGUUUGUUGGCUUGACGACUCUGUAUCUCCAGGAGUGUGUGAGUAAGAUCAUGCUUCUUGCCAAGAAGUUCAAUGUUCCUUUUGUUGUCGAUGGGGACGGGCUGUUUCUCGUAACGAAUUCAAUUGAUCUUGUCAAGAGCUAUCCGCUUGCUGUCUUAACUCCAAACGUGAUCGAGUAUAAGCGCCUGGUUCAGAAAGUGCUGAACUGUGAAGUGGACGAAGGGAAGGCUGAAGAUCAGCUACGUUCUUUGGCCA
This is a messenger RNA of Brassica oleracea var. oleracea, 1074 nucleotides long. Its product is annotated as ATP-dependent (S)-NAD(P)H-hydrate dehydratase-like. The transcript is spliced from 5 exons. Gene Ontology annotation, biological process: metabolite repair. Gene Ontology annotation, molecular function: ATP-dependent NAD(P)H-hydrate dehydratase activity. The record is from RefSeq and is a predicted model, not a curated record. Lineage: Eukaryota; Viridiplantae; Streptophyta; Magnoliopsida; Brassicales; Brassicaceae. Bases 230 to 805 code for a protein of 191 amino acids.